AUGUGGUUGGCUGACAGUCCUCUAGCUCUGUGGUUCACAUGGUGUGAAAAUGUCGUUGUUAAGGCACAGACCUGCAUUUGUCACCUCAACAUUUGUUCAGACCCCAAAUCUGUUACAGUCGCUACCCUCUGGACAGUGGGAAGCACAACCACCAGAUUUUACACAUUCGAGGAAGCCAAACCAGGAACAGUUAUUGGGAACCUGUCACUGGAUCUGAAAAUCCACACGUCCUAUUAUCCAAACACAAGCUUCCGUUUCAUGCAAGAGGGAAAUUCAUCUCUGAUCAAUAUACAAAAGAACGGUGGUCUUUUGACAGUGGGAGAGCGCAUAGACCGGGAAAGCCUCUGCCAAAGGUCUCCGGUGUGCCUCAUCACAUUUGAUGUUGUAGUUGUUUCAAAGGACAAGUUUGACCUUAUUCAUGUGGAGAUUCAGGUAAGAGACAUCAAUGACCACUCUCCUCAGUUCACCCAUAUUGAGAUGCAACUCGAGAUUGCAGAGGAUGUGGCUGUGGGCACACGGUUCCCGUUAGAUGUCGCGAAUGAUUUGGAUAUCGGACACAAUUACAUCCAAAGUUAUCACCUAUUUCAAAACAGCCAUUUCAGUAUCGAGACAAGGAGUGGGGAGGAGGGCAUUAAAUAUCCUCAACUCGUCCUGGUGAAGGAACUUGACAGGGAAGUAGAAGACGCUUUUACUCUUCAAGUUACGGCGAGUGAUGGUGGCGAUCCUCCGAAGCUGGGAAUGCUAAUAGUUAAAGUCAACGUUUUAGACUCCAACGACAACAGCCCUCAGUUUGAGCUUGAUUCCCUUAAAUUUGAGCUUCAUGAGGACGCACCAGCUGGGUAUCUUUUGUUCAAACUCCACGCAGUGGACCCUGACAGUGGUAUAAACAGUGAUGUGCGGUAUGAUUUUGUGGAAGGUGUUGUCAAUGAGCUCAAGGACUCUUUUUCAAUUGAUCCGUUGAGCGGUGCAGUGACUCUUAAAUCACAGGUAGACUACGAGACAAGAAAAUCCAUUGAGCUCAAUGUACAGGCGUACGAUUUAGGUGUCGACUCUAUUCCUUCCAUUUGUAGAGUCACUGUUGAAAUUAUGGAUGUGAACGACAAUGCUCCUGAAAUCUCUAUUACACCAAUGACAUCCACGAGCGAAGGUAUCGCUUACAUCACCGAGGCAGCAGCAGCGGAGAGCUUUGUCGCUCUCAUCAGCACCACGGAUAAGGACUCAGGAGUCAACGGACAAGUGCAUUUAAGUUUGAACGGACAUGAACAUUUCAAACUUCAACAGGCUUAUGGCGACACAUUUAUGAUCAUCACAACAGCCACUUUGGACAGAGAGAAGAUUCCCGAAUACAAUCUGACAGUUACGGCUGAAGAUUUGGGUUCGCCCCCUUUUAGCAUUUCAAGACAAUACACGAUCAGGGUGAGCGAUGAAAAUGACAACCCUCCACUGUUUAGUAAAUCUGUCUAUGAACUUUCAGUUAUGGAAAACAAAGAACCUGGCUCUUACAUUGGCACUUUAGUCGCUCGUGAUCCAGAUGCAGUGGCAAACGGAAAAGUGACUUAUAAAAUGAUUGAUACAGAGAUCGCCGGAGCUCCGCUGAGCACUUUGGUUUCAUUGGACUCUGUUUCUGGCACUCUGUUUUUAGUAAAGUCUCUUGAUUAUGAACAUUUAAAGCAGAUAGAAGUAAGUAUUGAGGCUACUGAUGGAGGUUCACCAAAACUGUCGAGCUCAGCGCUCAUCAAAGUCAAAAUAGUGGAUAAAAAUGACAACGCCCCUGUCAUUACUCACCCUGAUCUUGUUAAUGAUUCUGCUCACGUGUCUCUACCCUACAAUACUCCAGCUGGUUACGUUGCCCUAAAAGUUAAAGCCCACGACAUGGAUGAUGGUGUGAACAGUAAACUUUCUUUCAGCCUACUAGAAGACAAAACAAGAAUGUUUCUGAUAAACAGAAAUACAGGUGAUAUCGUGUUGAAACACAUUCUAAGUUACAAGCGAGGAGACUUUCUAGAGAUAAAGGUGAUGGUCACUGAUGGUGGCAGGAUUCCUUUUUCUUGCACUGCCAAUAUACGUUUUGUGGUCACGGAGGAACAGCCUGUUGAGGAGCAGGUGGUCGUAUCUAUUGAAAUGACUGGUGUAGAAGAAAGUGAAGAACAACAAAGGACAGACCUCAAGGCUCCCCUCAUUGUUAUUCUUCUUCUCGGCGCUGGUUGCAUGCUCUUAUUGGUUGCUAUUCUUGCUGUUGCGCUCUCACAUAGGCCCAGCCAAAGAAAUCCAAACUUUGGGAAAGAGAACCCAAACUCAGAAAGUUUCUUUGCCAAUGCUCCAGACUCAAUGGACACUUUUGACUUAUCCGAUUCCAGCAGAUGCCAUGAAUCCGGCGAUACGGUCAGUGAGCAAAUUUCCUCUAUAAGAGAAGACUCGUCUUAUGAGGAGCAAAGUCAAGAUUCGGACAGCAAGAUGUUCCACCCCCUCCUCAAGAAGCCCAUUGUUUAUCCUAUAACCAUUUGGCAAGGUCAAAUGAGCAGCAUUGUUUCCACUGAUGAGACAAGCACGAAGGACAGUGGGAAAGGUGACGGUGACUUUAUUGAUUGCAACUCUGAUAUCGGUGGAGAUACAGGCAAGAACAUUUCUGCCGUGGGACAUCAGCAAACCAGCAAUUCUACCUGUUCUGUAUCAAUGGGUGGACUGUGCAGGAAAACAAGGGAGAUUUCAACAAACGUCUCCAGCACUCCUGUCGGCGGCAGUGGGUACAAAAUAGCAUAUCAUACGUCAACAUUUGGACAUCAUUCAGCUAAUGUGUCAUCAUCUCUGAGACACUAUGGCUACACAUUCCACCCCAUUACAUCUGAACAACGUCAAGUCCCUGUGUGUCACAGAAUCAAGAGCCAUCCGUCUCAGGUUUAUCAACACCACAAUGAGCCAUGUUCACAUCUGGAGAGACGAGCUCAACUGACUGUAGAGGAUCUGGCCGAGGUCAUCACUGCAACCUGA
Molecule: messenger RNA, 2988 nt
Organism: Xyrauchen texanus (razorback sucker)
Lineage: Eukaryota; Metazoa; Chordata; Actinopteri; Cypriniformes; Catostomidae
Product: protocadherin-8-like
Exons: 5
Coding region: 1-2988 (995 amino acids)
Biological process (GO): homophilic cell-cell adhesion
Cellular component (GO): plasma membrane
Molecular function (GO): calcium ion binding
Source: RefSeq, a predicted model, not a curated record